This is a messenger RNA of Peronospora matthiolae, 324 nucleotides long. The record is from the annotation of a GenBank genome assembly. Lineage: Eukaryota; Oomycota; Peronosporomycetes; Peronosporales; Peronosporaceae.
AUGGAUGCCGAUGUCGAUGCGAUCGACACCGAUGACGAUGAUGACGACGAUGCUGGUAUAUUCAGCAUCUCCAAUGACUGCCACAGUGAGAAAAAUGACGCCCUCACUAGUGGAGACAACGUUCUUUCAGCAGUGUACACAAAGCGCACUGCUGUUGACAAGGAUGAAUCAACAGAGGAAUUUCUGCUGACUCGCGAAGCGGUUGUCCGCUUCGUUCAAGACUCAAUUGCUGAUGCACUAUACGGACAGAAAAGAAACGUAGACAGUUCUACUGUCUACAGUAAACCUACCGAAACACGCAGUGGCAAACAUGGGCAGCAGUAA